CUCACAGGUCCGGUAGCUGUUGAACCAUGAGUGUCUCCGCACUGAGCCCCGUCAGGUUCCUGGGCAGCAUCUCUGGGCUCCUGCAAGUGGCCUUCCUGCUGGGCUUGCUUCUGCUGCUGUUCCAGGCCGGCCAGUUCUACCUGCAACGCCAGUGGCUGCUCAAAGUCUUACAGCAGUUCCCGAGCCCUCCUUCCCACUGGUUCUUUGGGCACUGGCGAGAGUUCCAGAUGGACAAGGAGAUAGAACAUAUCGUGAAAUGGGUAGAGAAGUACCCAAAGGCCUGUCCUCUCUGGCUAGGAGGCAGCAAAGCCCGUGUCCAUCUCUAUGACCCAGACUACAUGAAGAUGAUACUGGGGAGAUCAGAUCCAAAGGCUCAUGGUUCCUACAGAUUAGUUGCUCCCUGGAUUGGGUAUGGUUUGCUGCUGCUGAAUGGGCAGAAGUGGUUCCAGCACCGGCGCAUGCUGACUCCCGCCUUCCACUAUGACAUCCUGAAACCCUACGUGGGGCUCAUGGUGGAGUCCGUCAAACUGAUGCUGGACCAGUGGGAAAAGCAGCCCUCACCUGUGGAGAUCUUUCAGCAUGUUUCCUUGAUGACCCUGGACACCAUCAUGAAGUGUGCCUUCAGCCACGAGAGCAGCAUCCAGCUAGAUAGUAGGAAUUCCAAGUCCUACAUCCAGGCUGUUGGGGACCUGAAUGCCUUGAUGUUUGCCCGAGUGAGGAAUGUCUUUCACCACAGCGACACCCUCUACAAGCUGAGUCCUCAAGGCCGCUUAUCACAACGUGCUUGCCAGCUUGCCCAUGAGCACACAGAUCGAGUGAUCAAGCUGAGGAAGGCUCGCCUGCAGGAAGAAGGAGAGCUGGAGAAGAUCAGGAACAAGAGGCGCUUGGAUUUCCUGGACAUCCUGCUAUUUGCCAAGAUGGAGGACGGGAGCAGUCUGUCUGAUGAGGACCUGCGGGCCGAGGUGGACACAUUCAUGUUUGAGGGCCAUGACACCACAGCCAGUGGCAUCUCCUGGAUCCUCUAUGCUCUGGCUGCACACCCAGAGCAUCAGCAGAGGUGCCGCGAGGAGAUCCAGAGCAUCCUGGGGGAUGGAGCCUCUAUCAGCUGGGACCACCUGGACAAGAUGCCCUACACCACUAUGUGCAUCAAGGAGGCACUGAGGAUCUAUCCACCAGUGCCAAACUUCAGCAGAGAGCUCAGCAAGCCGGUCACCUUCCCUGAUGGACGCUCCUUACCUGAAGGUAUCACAGUUGUACUCUCCGUUUAUGGUCUUCACCACAACCCAAAUGUGUGGCCAAACCCGGAGGUGUUUGAUCCUACCCGGUUUGCACCAGAUGCUACUUAUCACAGUCAUGCUUUCCUACCCUUUUCAGGAGGAUCAAGGAACUGCAUCGGGAAACAAUUUGCCAUGAAUGAGAUGAAGGUGACUGUGGCCCUGACCCUGCUACGCUUUGAGCUGUUGCCAGAUCCUGCCAGGAUUCCCCAGCCUGCAACGCGACUUGUGUUGAAGUCCAAAAAUGGGAUCCACCUCCGUCUGAGAAAGCUUCACUAACUGGCAGGAAUAAGACUGAGAACAGCAAGUGUCUUCACUGCUCACCGAUCCUCCUGUCCCCUGGUGCUAUGUUCUGCAGAGCUGACCACAUCCUGCUUUCUCUUUGCCCACCUGAGCUUCUUCCACCUGAGUCUGUGCUGCCUCCUCUCCUCCAGAUAUUCUUUCUUCUUUUGAAUUGUCAGCUAGCUUGUCAGUCUGCCUUAUUCUUAGCUGCCUCUAUCUCAGAACAGCCACACAACCCCUAAUUGUUGCCAACACUCACCCAUAUUGCUGUCUCCUCUACCAGUAUUUUCCUUUUGUUCUUGCUUAUAUCUGCCUGGUUGUGAGUUUUUUAUUAUCGCUAUCAUAAUCACAACUUCACUGUCUUUCAGUGGCAUAAAUUUAGUUUCUUGUGGUCUUGUAGAUUGUAACUCUGAAAUGACAUUGGUGGUAUACUGCCAAUGCAUUGAAAGAACCACAAAACCACAAAACAUCCAGGGCUCUGGGUGCGACACUUCUAAACUUUCCCGUUAUCAGAAGCUACAUUCUUUGUACCACAUGGUUUCUGGGUCUUCCUUCCUAUUCAAUAUGACAGAAUCUCUC
Molecule: messenger RNA, 2135 nt
Organism: Ochotona curzoniae (black-lipped pika)
Lineage: Eukaryota; Metazoa; Chordata; Mammalia; Lagomorpha; Ochotonidae
Product: cytochrome P450 4A5-like
Exons: 12
Coding region: 27-1553 (508 amino acids)
Molecular function (GO): monooxygenase activity; heme binding; iron ion binding
Source: RefSeq, a predicted model, not a curated record